AUGCUCUUACAUGCUCCUCCUGUCGCAGAUGGCUACAACAGUUUCAUUGGAUCACUUCGCUCGGAAACCAUCCUGAAUCCGGCUUUGUUGGAGCUUGCGAUCAGCCGCAUAGCCGUCUUGAGAAAUGCUGUCUACGAGUGGAAUAUUCACGCGCCACUUGCUUUGAAGGCUGGAGUUCAAGCACCAGAGCUGCAAGACACGCGUUCGCUUCCAUCAUUCUGUCAAGCUGCAAAGGAAAGCAUGGCCGCCUGGAAGAAGUCAUGUCUCACGGCUCGGCAGCAAGCUGUUCUUGCUUAUACCGAUGCUAUGACAGAAUCUGUGACUGUUUGUGAUCAUGUGUUCCAGCAACUUGUCAAGGCAGAGCUGUCAAGCAGGGAGAUUGUGGAGCUCACUACCACAGUUGCUGGUUACAAUUGUGUAUGUAGCAUUCUUGUGGCGCUGGAUGUUGGAGAAAAUAAUUCUCGCAAGAUGAAGAGUGUAGAGGAGCUCGUUGAAAGUCUUGUCUGA
Messenger RNA from Penicillium canescens, 507 nucleotides. RefSeq names its product carboxymuconolactone decarboxylase family protein. The coding region runs from base 1 to 507 and encodes 168 amino acids. The transcript has a single exon. Lineage: Eukaryota; Fungi; Ascomycota; Eurotiomycetes; Eurotiales; Aspergillaceae. Gene Ontology annotation, molecular function: peroxiredoxin activity. The record is from RefSeq and is a predicted model, not a curated record.